AAGAAAUUGAUUUCUUUGCGAUUAAAUAAAUACAAAGAGAUUCUGGAGAAGAAACGCAUGGAUUCUCCCAAAUCUGUGUUGUCGUCGGCUAAGAGUGUGUUGGCGGCCACUCAAUUGGGGUCCGGGAAUGUCAUAACCGCCCGUCAGGUCGAGGAGCUUAUCGCUACCGAUGCUCUCAAUAACAUGGAAGUGACGGCCAAUAAUUUGUCUCAAUUAAGGAACCUUGUGAUCGCACUCUUCGACGGACUCCAGGAUAAGAGUGUAUCGCUUUCCCAUUCAAAGAAGACGAACAAAAUUCUGGGCAAAAGAGUCGAAGAAUUAGAGAAUCAGUUGCGAAGUGUCCGCUCGAAAGACAAGUUACCGAUCGUUAAGACUGAAAGUCUUGAGAGUAAUACCAGUAGUAAUACAAACACGACAUCCAAUGUGGAAGACGUGGCCACACCUGACGAUGAACUCGACGACGAGAUCAGCGACAGGACCGGCGGUCGAGACAACGGCAACGAACGCGAUGUCGACGCCGAAGACGACGACGAAUUGCCCCCAGAGUUGGACCGACUCGUCAAAGAUGCCAUAAAUGAGCUCAAGAUUAGGGACUUAGACGAACCCAUCGGCCAAACAAACCCUUUAACCAACACUUUGUAUCAA
Oppiella nova is the source of this 645-nucleotide messenger RNA. Lineage: Eukaryota; Metazoa; Arthropoda; Arachnida; Sarcoptiformes; Oppiidae. The record is from the annotation of a GenBank genome assembly.